AUGGCUCCGGCCGGCACUGCCGUGGCAGCCCCCGGGGACUCCGCGGGCCGGGACAGCUCGGGCAAGCACUACCUGUGCGGGCUGUGCGCCGCCUUCACCAACAUCAUGGUGACGUUCCCCAUCCAGAAGGUUCUGUUCCGGCAGCAGCUGUACGGGCUGCGCACGGGGGAGGCGGUGCGCCAGCUGCGCCGCGACGGGCUGCGCACGCUGUACCGCGGCAUCCUGCCGCCGCUGAUGCAGAAAACCGCCACCAUGGCGCUCAUGUUCGGCCUCUACGAGGAUUUCUCGGCGCUGCUGCUCAGCCACGCCCGCGCCCCCGAGCUGCUGACGCGCAGCGCCGCGGCCGCGCUCACCGGCACCACCGAGGCCGUGCUCACGCCCUUCGAGCGCGUCCAGACGCUGCUGCAGGACUACAAGCACCACGACAAGUUCACAAACACUUACCAGGCUUUCAAGGUGCUGAAGGCCUACGGGAUGCGGGAGUAUUACCGGGGAUUGGUGCCGAUUCUGCUCCGAAACGGGCCCAGCAACGUGCUCUUCUUCGGCCUCAGGGGGCCCAUCAAGCAGUACCUGCCUGAAGCCACCUCCUACAGCUCGCACAUGGUCAACGACUUCAUCUGCGGGGGGCUGCUGGGCGCCGUGCUGGGCCUCCUGUUCUUCCCUGUGAAUGUCAUAAAAACUCGCAUGCAGGCUCAGAUCGGUGGCGAAUUUCAGUCCUUCUCCAAAGUGCUCGUGAAGAUCUGGCUGGAACGCGACAGGAAGGUGAUCCACCUCUUCAGAGGAGCCCACCUGAACUGCCACCGCUCCGUGCUGUCCUGGGGGAUCAUCAACGCCACCUACGAGUUCCUGCUGAAGCUGCUGUGACCCCGCCCUGCUCGUCGUGGGGCGCCAGCACUCAGUGUCCUUGGUCCCAGGGAACAGUGCCCGUGCGUGUGACAGGUAUUUAUGGGGUGAAUGGUGAUGCGUUUAAACCUUGGUGCAAUUAUGAUGAACUUUUUAAAGUAUUCCUUUGCUGGCAGGUGAGUUGACCCGUAACAGAGCUACUAGACAAAUGCAAGGUGUAAAAGAGGAAACAAAAGUAGUCUGUAUCACUCCCAAAAUUCCAUAACGCUCUGUGAUGGGAUGCACUCCACUGCCCAUGUUUAGAACAUGAGAAUCAAGGAGGGGCUGAAGAAAAACAAUUCCAUUGCUUGAUCAUCUUCCAAGUCUCGAUUUUGGGAACUGCAUUUCAGAUGUUUUGGGGUCCUCAUUGCAUAAAGCUCAAAGGACACAUCCAGAAGGGGAUGACUGAGGUGCAGAGCUCCCAGCUGCACCUCAGCAGCUGCAGCCACCGCAGGGUGUGGCCUGCAGUGACCGUGUCCUCCAGCCUGGCCCUGGCCGUGUGACCUCAGCCCAGGCUGGAUCUCUGUGUGUAUGUGUGUGUGUGUUCGUACGUGUGCCUUCCUGCCAAAAGGGAAAAGCGGAAGGAAUGGGACAGCAAACUCACUGAAGCUUUAAAGUGUCCUUCCUCGUUAAAAAACACGGAGUUUGUUCUGCUUUUUGUGAGGACUUUUUUUUUUUUAAUUGCUGCUUUUCCUGUUGCCUCCAGCUACGGGGAUCAGGGAGGUGUCCCUAUCUGUAGUGCUCGAGGGACACUCCAGCUCCUGCAGCUGCUCAAGCACUUCACACACGGCUUUUUGCACUGCCACAUCUUGUCUGCCCUCAGUUCCCUCUGCGGAAUUACAGAUCACAAGAUGUUGUUACCCAAAACUCGGGGUUCUGCCUGCUUGGUGUGUGCUGUUAGUGGUUCUGCAAGACAGAGGGGCACAGGCAAGGUGCGGUUCCUGGGUUACCUGCUUCAGUGGAGGUCUGUAGGUAUAGUGGAGAUGAAAAGCCAAAGAUGACCUUGGAAGCAGGGAGGCAGGAAAGGUGGAGUGCUUGGAGACAUGUUUCAGGACUGCUGUAGGCAAAGAUUGAAAAGGGCUGACAGAAAUCUCUGUCUUAGAGACAUAGGACUUGAGUGAGAGAGGACUUCAGGCUUUAGAUACAGGGACAGAAGAGCGAGCACAACCCUGAGCUAGAUGAGUGUCUCAACAAAAAGUGUUUGAAUGUCCCUGAGGGCUUCCUCUUUAAUUAAACUAUACAUUCAUAUAUAAGCCAGAACACUUUGGAUGAUGGGGAGCAGCAGAGCUUUCAGAAACCGCUUUGAAUUUAGUCUUUUCUUAAGUCUCGGAGGGGCUACUGCUUUUCUGAAUUUGAGCUUUCCAUUUGCUAAAACUGUCUUCCGAAAUUGAACCUAAUCAGUGUGUUGUAAUCAUACAGUCCUGAGCUUCACAGAUGGCAGGGGGUGGGCACAAGCACGAGUUCCUGUAUCCCAGUGAUGAUUAUUUGCAUCUAAAUAAAAUGUUUACUGGAUGUUUGUUACUGGCAGAAUCUGAUUUUUACCAGUGUACCUUUUUUUUUUUUUUGUAAUCACUCCUUGAUGGAAUAAAAAAAAAUCUGCAUCCUGUU
This is a messenger RNA of Sturnus vulgaris (Common starling), 2490 nucleotides long. RefSeq names its product solute carrier family 25 member 51 (gene SLC25A51). Gene Ontology annotation, cellular component: mitochondrion. Gene Ontology annotation, molecular function: NAD transmembrane transporter activity. Gene Ontology annotation, biological process: mitochondrial NAD transmembrane transport. The record is from RefSeq and is a predicted model, not a curated record. Lineage: Eukaryota; Metazoa; Chordata; Aves; Passeriformes; Sturnidae.